Messenger RNA from Diorhabda sublineata, 920 nucleotides. RefSeq lists its product as uncharacterized. The record is from RefSeq and is a predicted model, not a curated record. NCBI's taxonomy places the organism in Eukaryota, Metazoa, Arthropoda, Insecta, Coleoptera, Chrysomelidae. The transcript has 3 exons. Bases 288 to 887 code for a protein of 199 amino acids.
AGUUGAUACUGAACUAUUACGGAAAAUGGUUGUUUAUACCUUAUCUUAUCAUCUACAUAAAAUACGACAAGAUCUGAUUUAGUUGAGUUUGAGGGCAAGCAUCGGGUGUUGUAUAUAUAAUAAUUUUAUCUCAUGCUAAAUAUUCAAUCUGGCGUAUGUUAAUGUUUACAAUGAAGGUAAUAAAUACUUUUGGUGGGACGAUUUAACGAUGAAAUUAAGUUUGUGGUUUCUUAUUUUAUGAGUUAUCCAUUGACCUGUGUUACAAGAGAACGUUGUGGAUCCAAAAAAUGUCUGUAGAAAAAGAGAAUUUCAAUGUUAAUUCGGUGAAUGCUAAAUCAAUGCACCACCGUCACAGCUUACAACACAAUCGUUUUGAAGAAGCGCAAAGUAACUUUCGACAUACUCAAUCAUACCGGUAUGACCAAGAAGGAAAGAAAAAAUUAAAAAAAGCAAUAGUGCUUUCACCAGUUAUAUUAGAAUCGUCAGAGAAUGAGAGUGAAAAUAAAUCUUCUGUGAAAAAACCUAUUCAAAAACCUGAAAAAAAAGUAGAACAAUUUAUUUUAGAAAAUGAGAAAAGAAGUAGUAGAUCUUCGAAAAAAAGUGAUAAAUCUAUUUAUACGUUUGAUAACGCUGCUUUUGAAGGAAAUUUAGAUAAGAGAAGUAUUUCUAGUAGAGCAGGAUCUUCUAGGCAACCUAGCGUUCAAAGUUUAGAGGUCGUCCGUGAGCAAUAUUGUUGUUGUGCUAAAAGGACGCAGUGUGAGAGAAAACUGUUAGUUACAGUGAUUGUAUUAUGUGUAGUGAUAAUAGUAUUAACUGUUGUUUUAGCUAUAGUAGCUGCUGACAGACAGGAUAAUUUUAAGAAUUUAUUAAUCAACCUCACCUCGUAGAAUUUGCAAUAUAAUAUAUUUUUAUGAGACGUA